Molecule: messenger RNA, 171 nt
Organism: Neomonachus schauinslandi (Hawaiian monk seal)
Lineage: Eukaryota; Metazoa; Chordata; Mammalia; Carnivora; Phocidae
Product: 40S ribosomal protein S29-like
Exons: 1
Coding region: 1-171 (56 amino acids)
Cellular component (GO): cytosolic small ribosomal subunit
Molecular function (GO): zinc ion binding; structural constituent of ribosome
Source: RefSeq, a predicted model, not a curated record
AUGGGUCACCAGCAGCUCUCCUGGAGCCAUCAGAGGAAAUUUGGCCAGGGUCCUUGUUCUUGCUGCGUCUGCUCAAACACACACCAUCUGAUCCGGAAAUACCGCCUCAGUAUGCGUCACCAGUGUUUCCAUCAGUACGCAAAGGAUAUAGGCUUCAUUAAGUUGGAUUAA